Messenger RNA from Lactuca saligna, 3663 nucleotides. The record is from the annotation of a GenBank genome assembly. NCBI's taxonomy places the organism in Eukaryota, Viridiplantae, Streptophyta, Magnoliopsida, Asterales, Asteraceae.
AUGGCGUUCCACGGGCUAAAGCUAAGAACUGACUGCCAACGACUCCUACAAAGCAAAGAACAAACAACAGCAUCCGUUUCACAAGAGAAUCUCCUGCUCCAAGUUACCUUCAAUCGCAGCUUUUUACUUCAUAUGCUACCUAAGAAGCGACCUGCUGAAGUAAUAAAGCUAGACGACGAUAGCAGUAGUGAUAAUAAAACUGAUAAUUUGCAUAAAAAGCCUCGGGUCGGUUGUUUGAUCUCUUCUUGUUCAUCGAUAAAUUCCAGAACGACCAUCACCGGGACGGCGGAUUGUGAUCAGAAGAAAAGCAGCGGUGGUGGGGAAUCUAAUAGCAACAGCAGCAAUAGCGUGGCAGUAGAGGAUAAUAAUAGCGCGAGUAAUAUGGGAUUUGAAGAUGGGAAUUUGCAGGAGAUCGAUGAAGAUCUCCAUAGCAGACAGCUUGCUGUGUAUGGUCGUGAGACUAUGAGGCGGCUCUUUGCAUCUAAUGUGCUGAUUUCUGGGAUGCAAGGACUUGGUGCUGAGAUAGCGAAAAAUCUUAUACUUGCUGGAGUCAAGUCUGUGACUUUACAUGAUGAAGGUGCAGUGGAACUUUGGGAUCUGUCCAGUAAUUUUCUUUUUUCAGAAAACGAUGUUGGCAAGAAUAGAGCUCUAGCCUCUGUCCAGAAGCUUCAGGAGCUCAACAAUGCUGUACUCGUCUCCACCUUGCCUACAAAGUUGACUAAAGAACAACUUUCCAACUUUCAGGCUGUGGUCUUUACCGAUAUAGAUUUAAAGACAGCUAUUGAGUUUGAUGAUUACUGCCACAACCAUCAGCCUCCUAUUGCUUUCAUCAAGACCGAAGUCAGAGGGCUUUUUGGUAACAUUUUCUGCGAUUUUGGCCCCGAGUUUACUGUAGUUGAUGUUGAUGGUGAAGAACCACAUACUGGCAUCAUUGCAUCCAUCAGUAACGAUAACCCUGCGUUAAUAACAUGUGUUGAUGAUGAAAGACUCGGAUUCCAAGAUGGAGAUCUUGUUAUAUUCUCUGAAAUUCAUGGAAUGACAGAACUUAACGAUGGAAAGCCAAGGAAAGUUAAAAGCUGCAGGCCAUAUUCAUUCUUUCUUGAAGAAGACACAACUAACUUCGGGACAUAUGUGAAAGGUGGUAUUGUGACUCAAGUCAAACAGUCAAAGGUUCUCAAUUUCAAGCCUUUAAAAGAAGCACUUGGAAACCCAGGGGAGUUUCUAUUGAGUGACUUUUCUAAAUUCGAUCGCCCUCCUCUUUUGCAUUUAGCAUUCCAAGCACUCGAUAAAUUCGUAUCUGAAUCGGGUCGGUUCCCGGUUUCCGGGUCGGAAGACGAUGCACGGAAAUUGAUUGAUAUUGCUGGCAACAUGAAUGAAAGCUUGGGAGAUGGAAAACUAGAAGAUAUAAAUCCGAAACUUUUGCGGGAUUUUGCAUACGGGUCCCGGGCAGUUCUCAAUCCAAUGGCUGCCAUGUUUGGUGGGAUAGUCGGACAAGAGGUUGUGAAAGCAUGUUCCGGAAAGUUCCAUCCACUUUACCAAUUCUUUUACUUUGAUUCCAUCGAGUCACUUCCUACUGAGCCUUUAGAACCCGAAGACUACAAACCUUUAAACAGUCGUUACGAUGCUCAAAUAUCAGUAUUCGGAGCUAAAUUCCAGAAAAAACUAGAAGACACUCGAUCUUUCCUUGUGGGGUCUGGCGCGUUAGGUUGCGAAUUCUUGAAAAAUCUAGCCUUGAUGGGUGUUUCAUGUGGCUCUAAAGGGAAACUAACAGUCACAGAUGAUGAUGUCAUCGAGAAAAGCAAUCUCAGCAGACAGUUUCUGUUUCGUGACUGGAACAUUGGACAAGCGAAAUCAACGGUUGCUGCUUCUGCAGCUUCAUUGAUCAACCCUCGUCUUCAGAUCGAAGCUUUACAGAAUCGUGUGGGACCCGAAACCGAGAAUGUGUUUGACGAUACUUUCUGGGAGAAUUUGAAUGUUGUUGUGAACGCAUUGGACAACGUGAACGCUAGGCUUUAUGUUGAUCAAAGAUGCUUAUAUUUCCAGAAGCCGCUUCUCGAGUCUGGAACACUCGGUGCUAAAUGCAACACGCAGAUGGUUAUCCCUCAUUUGACCGAAAACUACGGUGCUUCCCGGGACCCGCCCGAGAAACAAGCGCCUAUGUGUACCGUGCAUUCGUUCCCGCAUAACAUUGACCAUUGUUUGACUUGGGCUCGGUCGGAAUUCGAAGGAUUACUUGAGAAAACACCAUCGGAAGUUAACGCGUAUCUUUCUAAUCCGGGGGAAUAUACAUCCGGAAUGAGGAAUGCCGGUGACGCCCAGGCUAGGGAUAAUCUAGAACGGGUUCUUGAGUGUCUCGAUAGGGAAAAAUGUGAAUCGUUUCAAGAUUGCAUCACUUGGGCUCGUUUGAAGUUUGAAGAUUACUUUUGUAACCGUAUGAAACAACUGAUCUUUACAUUCCCGGAAGAUGCUGCGACCAGUACCGGAGCACCGUUUUGGUCAGCCCCGAAGCGAUUCCCGCGUCCAUUGGAAUUCUCUGUUUCCGACCCGAGUCAUCUUCAUUUUGUGUUGUCGGGUGCCAUUCUUCGAGCGGAGACAUUCGGGAUUCCAAUUCCGGAGUGGGCCAAGAAUCCCAAGAAAUUAGCCGAAGCUGUUGAAAAGGUUAUUGUCCCGGACUUUCAACCAAAACAAGGUGUCAGAAUAGAAACCGAUGAAAAUGCCACCACUUUAUCAGCUGCAUCUGUUGACGAUUCUGCAGUUAUCGAUCAGUUAAUCAAGAAUAUAGAACGUGCCAGAAAGUCUCUUCCUUCCGAUUAUACCAUGAAGCCUAUUCAGUUUGAAAAGGAUGAUGACACGAAUUACCACAUGGACUUCAUAGCUGGACUAGCAAACAUGAGAGCAAGAAACUACAGCAUCCCGGAAGUUGACAAACUGCGAGCCAAAUUCAUAGCUGGCAGAAUCAUCCCAGCAAUCGCCACGUCAACCGCCAUGGCAACCGGUUUAGUCUGCCUCGAGCUUUACAAAGUCAUCGACGGGGGCCACAAGGUGGAAGACUACCGCAACACGUUUGCCAACCUGGCACUCCCGUUGUUCUCCAUGGCAGAGCCGGUCCCACCAAAGGUGAUGAAGCACCAAGACCUGACGUGGACAGUGUGGGACAGGUGGACGAUCAAGGGCAAUCCUACUUUAAGGGAACUCAUCAAAUGGCUUGCUGACAAGGGACUUGAUGCUUAUAGCAUUUCGUGUGGGAGUUGCUUGUUGUACAACAGUAUGUUUCCUAGGCAUAAAGACAGGAUGGAUAAGAAGGUGGUGGAUCUGGCGAGAGAUGUGGCAAAGAUGGAGAUUCCGGAGUAUCGCCGCCACCUGGAUCUGAUGGUGGCGUGUGAAGAUGAGGAGGAAAAUGACAUUGAUAUCCCUCAGGUAUCUGUAUACUUUCGUUGACCACUGAAUCAACAUUUAGGGUUUACACCAUUUGGUUGUGGGAAUAAUUUGAAGAUGGUUGUGUAAGUGUAACAUCUGUAUGAUUGCUGUUUUAUAUAUACAUUUGUUGGGAUGAAGUGACAUUGUUGAAUAGACAGACAUCUGUUUCAAAUACUCAUCAACUAUGCCAUGUAAGAGUUAAAUUAAUCGUGCUUCUGCAAUAAAUUUCUUUUAUAUCUUCUGUCA